Messenger RNA from Penicillium egyptiacum, 558 nucleotides. The record is from the annotation of a GenBank genome assembly. NCBI's taxonomy places the organism in Eukaryota, Fungi, Ascomycota, Eurotiomycetes, Eurotiales, Aspergillaceae.
AUGCAUCUUGUCAACCUUGCUGCUUUUGCCUGCGCUGUAAUCUGUGCCGGCGCAUUCGAAUUCCCGGACUUCGUCCCUCUGCACAAGCGCCAGGAACCAGGAACUCCUGCGUACGAGUGCCACGCGAACUGCGGUGGCGUAAUUACCGCCGGCCGUACUGACGGAUACUGUGAUACCGACGACUUCAAGACCGAGUUGACCGAUUGUUUGAAGUGUGCCGUUGAGUUCGACAUUUGGAAGUAUUAUGGGGGUUCUGUGUCGAAGGCUGCUACUGCAUGUGGAUUAGACGCCACCCCAGUCGAAGCGUCUUCCACUGCUACAUCUGUUAGCGCUACCACUACAUCCGAUAGUGUUAGCGCUACCAAGACUGCAGAAGAGAGCGUCAGUUCCGCUGUGACUACUGAUACUGCAACCUCUGCUGGUACUGCGGUCGCCUCAACUUCCGUGAGCCCCCCACAUGUUCCUGGUUCUUCUCGGCCAUCGUCAUUAAUCCCUUCGGCAACACCUACUGGAAGCUCGGUUGGUUUCUCUUCUACUUACCAGUGGACUCAUAGCUAA